Messenger RNA from Peronospora matthiolae, 1209 nucleotides. NCBI's taxonomy places the organism in Eukaryota, Oomycota, Peronosporomycetes, Peronosporales, Peronosporaceae. The record is from the annotation of a GenBank genome assembly.
AUGCGGUGCGCGAGCAAGGCCGCCGAGAGCGCGUCCGCACGUCUCUGUGCGGACGCCGAAGCAGAAACCACAGCAACUGAUGUCUCAUCGGUUGCUGAAGCGACCCAGUUUGUGUCACUUGGUGAUGCAGGCGCUGGUCAUGAAGACACUCAUGUCUUCACAGAGUAUGAGCUCGGAAUCUCAUACUCUCCUGAUACGGAAGACGGAUCCGUAUCCAAGGCGGUUGAAACCACGCCGCCUGCCAAGCGUGGCAAAAUAUCGCAAGACUCGGGCGCUCACAGUGGUGUCGGUUCUCCUAUGGACACCACUUCGCAAAGAGGUGCCAGUCCUUCUGUCGGCACGUCACAAAAAGAGCGGGGCCGCAACGUGUUGCGUCUCGCUUCUGAGAAGAAGGCAUGGAUGCCUCCCAAAUCUGUCAUGGAUCACCUGUCGGCGACGACGAGUAAUCGUUAUCGAACACGAUUGUUCGAUUCGUCAAGGAUCCAUCACCUUGACCCCAGCGCGAAAAACUAUCGCGCUGAGAAUGAUUUCUUCAUUGAUGCUUUCUUUAGACAUCGAUGGUAUAGUGAGAAUCACAAGCGUGAUGGUCCCUCACUGCUUCAAGCGUGGAACGCCUACAUCCAUAACCUUGAGGAUGUAGGUCGUGACGUUUGGAACGACAAACUUAUCAAAGCUCGUGAUAAGUUUGGAAAGCGAACCCCGAAAGGUGCACGCUACAAGCUGCAUCGUCUGUCUAUGGAGGGUGGGUUACCCUGUCUCUCUUGGGGAGACUCGUGCCCGUGUUGUGUGAACAACUCAGCACGAGCACCUAAGGAGGCUUACCUCCUUACCAGCCCGUGGUGGCGCGUACGUAUCUCUAGUGAGAUGUACGAAGGGAUUGACAACCUGAAAUCCCUUUACGACCGUGCCGGGAAGACUUUCUCCGGCGGUCCUUCUGCGGCACAGGAUGUGCCGCGUCGUACUGCUCAACCAGACCCAGUACGUCAACCAUCAGUUGGGAGCGGGGCUCCCAAGUAUCCCAGGACGGGGGAUAGUCGCGCCACCGGACGAGAUAACUCGUCCGACGUCCGUUCACGUCGCGGUGGUUCAACAGCUGCUCAACUAGAUAGCGCUGGCCACCGCGAGAGUCCUCUAAUGGAGGUGGAGGAGGAGGAAAGACGCUCUCCACACGAUCAUGGGGAUCCGUGUGUUCCCGAGAGCUUUCUUUGA